This is a messenger RNA of Thrips palmi, 2330 nucleotides long. RefSeq names its product mitochondrial 2-oxodicarboxylate carrier. The transcript is spliced from 8 exons. Lineage: Eukaryota; Metazoa; Arthropoda; Insecta; Thysanoptera; Thripidae. The record is from RefSeq and is a predicted model, not a curated record. Bases 220 to 1152 code for a protein of 310 amino acids.
UCAGGCACCACAGCCAGGCCCGCAGUGUGUGCGCUGCGAGGGGCAAACACGCUAUCUGCCGUCUGCCGCUACUAAAGAACGGCGACAAAGUCGACAAAGUACGCGGCCAAGGGGCCAAGGGCCACCCUCGUGACGGCGACCUCGGAGUGCAUGUCAAGCUAAUCUUUUGGUCGGAGAGCAUAUUCCCUCACUUAAUUUGUGACUGAAAACUUUCACAAAAUGGCUGAGGAGAAAAAGAAACCUAACUAUCUGAAGCAAGCUGCCCGGCAGAUAGGAGCUGGAGGCUCAGCUGGUUUUGUCGAAGUUUGCAUCAUGCAUCCGCUGGAUUUGAUCAAGACACGUCUGCAAAUGCAACGUCUUCCUCCAGGGAAAGUUGUGUCUCGCACCGAAAUGCAUUUAUAUGCUGGUAUUGGAGACUGCUUUCGUAAAAUGUAUCAAUCAGAAGGUCUUUUGUCAUUUUGGAAAGGUGUGGUCCCUCCAAUUUUGGCUGAGACUCCUAAAAGGGCAGUGAAGUUUUUCACAUUUGAGCAAUACAAACAGUUUUUCCUCUUUGGGUCACCUGUUCCAACUCCAGUGACAUUUUGUCUAGCUGGAUUAUUUGCGGGCAUAACUGAAGCUAUUCUGGUUAAUCCAUUUGAAGUUGUUAAAGUGACACUUCAAAUGAAUAAAGCUCAAAGAACACAAGCCCCUUCCACGAUGGCUGUUACACGAGAGAUAAUUCGUACUCAGGGUCUUGGCCUAAAAGGCUUGAAUAAGGGAAUUACAGCAACCAUUGCACGAAAUGGUGUUUUCAAUAUGGUUUACUUUGGUUUUUACCAUAGUGUUAAGGGUUUAUUUCCUCAAGUCCAGGGGUCUUGGCAAGAAUUUUUCAAGAACUGCAGUGUGGGAUUUGUGUCUGGAACAUUGGCAUCUUGUGUCAACAUUCCAUUUGAUGUUGCCAAGAGUCGUAUUCAGGGACCCCAACCAACCCCUGGUGUAGUCACCUAUCAUGGCACACUUCGAACAUUGCACAUGGUGUACUCUCAAGAAGGGUUCCGUGCUUUGUACAAGGGACUUUUGCCCAAAGUCAUGAGAUUAGGACCAGGUGGUGCUAUAAUGCUCAUUGUAUAUGACCACGUUCACGUCUACCUCACUGAGGUUUUCCCUGACUGAUCAAUAAGCCAACAGUAUUCUGAAGAGUGUAGUGGUAGUGGUCAACAAUCACCCUCCAUGUUUCACUCUUACUACCCUUUCUUGGGGGCAAACUUAAGUCUUCUAUUUGUGUUUUUGAGAGAUGACAAGCUAGCUGUCAUCAAUUUACACAUUUUUAAUCUGACUACAAACCAAUUAUGAGUGUAACUUAGUCAUUUGUUUUACAUAUUUAAUUCGUUCUCUUAGUCUGUUAUGCUGCUAUGCGCUGUGCAAGUCAUAUGUUCCUUUCCUUUAGUUAGCCAUAAAAAAGUGGUUCUUAAUUGAUCAAGUACCUAUCAAAUUGUUAAAAAUGAUGUUUCAUUUUAUGGAGCUUUUUAUAUAACCUUUUACUCUGCAAACCCUCAUCCAGGUGAUCAAAUUGUAAGAUAAUCUCUGGAGUAGCCCCUGGAAAGGUUAACUGUUCACUGAUUUGCUAGAAGUUUAUAAAAUAUUUUAUUAUGUAUACAGUUUUGUUUUGAUUCUUUAAGGGGAGAGAGUGGGAAUUCAAGUGCCACAUACUGUAAACCAUAGACCAAAGAUAUCUCAGGGAAUGAUAUUUUGACUAUUGGUGGGCCCCCCGCCCUUCUCUCAUGGUGGGCCCAAAAAUAAAUAGUCUGAUGUUCAUGAAUGAGUGAAUGCUUGCCAUUGUGAAUUUAUUUAUAAUCUUUAAUGUUAUUCUUUAAAAUGGUAUUAUGUAAUAAUUUCUCACAUGCAUUUACUUGUUUCUCAAGCCUCAUUGGGGUGCAGUUUUGUUUUGCACUCUCUAUACUUCUCUUCAAUUACAUUUUCAUGUCAUUGAGAAGUACUUUAGUGUAGAGUGCCAGAGCUCCUUUUUUAUUACUACUUUAGAUUAUGUAAUGUUUGCUUUGCUAAUUUUUGUUCGGCACUAUUUGUGUACUUAUUGUAUAUGACCAUGUGCCACAGUUCAAUAACAUUUUUUCAAAAUAGAGCAAUUUAAACCUGCAGGGUUAGAAGAUUUGUAUUUUUGUACAUGCGUAUUUGACUGAUAAGAAUAUUCAAUGACUGCCACACUAUCUCGUCCCGUGGAUUGGUUCUCCUCCUGUCUUUUGGUUAUAUCACUGUUAUUUGUGCAUGUUUAGCUCUAUUCACUUAUUGGAAAUGACCAUGGAAAAAUGAACGAAAGAAUGCUUUUAAAUGUA